AAUAUUUCUUAAAUUAAAAAUAGAAAGGAAAAACGAUAAGAAAUCAAAUCAUGUCAAAAAAAUCAAAUGAGAGUGGGCAAAGUACAAAUAAUUGUGAUAAUAUAUUAAUUCAUUCUGUUCCCAGUACUCAUGAAACUUUAACUCAGCCGGAAACUAUUGAAGAAUUUGCAUUGCACAAAUCCAUUUUUAAUGGGAACUAUAAGAAGGUUUCAGAGUUAUUGCAACAUCCACCGCCUAACUGGAAUAUUGAGGAAGAAAUCGGUCGAAAAGAUAAGCAUGGCAAUACGCCCUUACAUUUAGCUGUCAUGCUUGGUCGUAAGCAAUGUAUACAUGCAUUACUAGCACAUAAUGCUCCAGUUAAAAUAAAAAAUAACGACGGUUGGUCACCACUUGCUGAAGCGAUAAGUUACGGCGAUCGGCAGACUAUAUCAGCAGUGUUAAGAAAAUUAAAACAGCAAUCACGUCAUCAUAUGGAAGCACGACGUUCUAAUUUAGUUCGAGCGCUAUAUGAAAUAAAAGACUUUUAUAUGGAACUUAAAUGGGACUUUGCAUCUUGGGUGCCACUAGUAUCGCGCAUGCUACCAUCAGAUAUCUGUCGAAUACAUAAAUCUGGUGCGUCUUUACGUUUAGAUACAACACUAGUUGAUUUUAAUGAUAUGCGUUGGGAACGUGGUGAUAUAUCUUUUAUUUUUCGAGGUGAUAAGCCGCCGCAUGAAUCUUUAACUGUCUUAGAUAAUGAAUAUGAAUGCUAUCAAAAUGUGCGUUAUGAAGAUGCUGAUAUCGAAGACGAAGUAGAUGUACUUAUGUCGACAGAUAUCUUAGCCGCUCAAAUGUCGACAAAAACAAUUAAUUUUUCUCGCGCUCAAUCUGGUUGGAUUUUUCGUGAAGACAGGAAGGAACUAGUUAGCGGUCAGUAUCAGUGUGAUUUAUACGCUAUACAAGGCUUAGUUUUAAAACAGCGGAAAAGAAGAGAACAUUUGUCAAAUGAUGACUUACAAAAAAAUCGUGCAUUAGUGGAUUCUAUAACACGUGGUCGACGUGCAAGUUUGAGUAAUGGCUCAAUUGAUUCCAAUGUUUCUAUAGACUUACCUCGUCGAUGUUCUUUGCAACCACCACCUGUUCCAAAUUUAACGUGGGAACAAUAUAUUUCUGCUGAUAAAGGGAACUGUCCACAACUUGGUCGUACACCUGUGCACAAACAAUCUAAUAAGACCCUUAGAGCAACUGUUGCUAUGAGUAAAGAUUUUCCGCUUAGUGUAGAAAUGCUAUUAAAUGUCUUAGAAGUUAUAGCACCUUUUAAGCAUAUUAAUAAAUUGCGUGAAUUUAUAACCAUUAAAUUACCAUCUGGGUUUCCAGUAAAAGUAGAAAUACCAGUUUUACACACAGUAACAGCAAAAAUUACUUUUCAAAAAUUUGAAUUUCGUGACAAUAUACCAGAAACAUAUUUUGAAGUACCAUCUCACUAUGUAGAGGAUUCACGGCGUUUUCCAGAGUUAUGACCAGUACAACAAGAUACUGUAGAUCUCAAUCGCAAUUCUACUGAUUCCUCAACUACACAAUAAGUUUUAAGUCACAUAUUAUGUUAUACAUAUUUCUAUGAAUAUCAGGUAAACAAAUUCACAGCUAAAAUGAGCCUAUUAUAAUCGCUACUACUAUCUUCUAAGCAUUCGUAUUUACGUUUUCGCUUGCGAUUUAACAAUGAUCAUAGUUUUAGUUUAUAAUAUUAAUAAAUCAUUAAGAGAAAAAUUAAGUUAAAUUUAAAAAAUUCAAUAUUAAGAACCAACGCUAAUAAUAACAACCUAUUAAACAUUUAUACAACUUAUCAGACUGCGUCGUAUGCAAACUAUUGCACUACUGAUGAAAGUUAAUAAAUUAUAAUUUUUAUAACCUAAAAUCAAAUUUGAACAUAGUACCAUAUACUUAUGUUAUAAGUACAUAAUUGACAAAUAUUAUUCAGUGUAAAUAAAUCAUUUUCAAACAUUAAUCACUUAAAUAUCUCUGCCCAAUUUGACCGUUUGUACGUGAUUGAGACGUUUGAGCCUCAUAGCAUUUGUCAAGGAUCGUCUCUCUGGAUUACAAAUAAUUAAUUUAUAUACUACAAUAAUUGAUAACUGUAUUUGUUCCAGCUGUUACGAGUAACUUCAUAUCCAUAAAAUAGACAUCCAUAUCCACUUUAAAAUAUUAUUAAUUUAGUUUGUAAGUAAUAUUAAAAAUGUCUAUGUAAUGUGAAAUGUUGAUAUGUGUAGAAAUUAAAAUUGCAAAAUGACUUGAUAAAAAUGAAGUAUUCUGUAUAUUGUACCGUCUAAUCAAUUAUAAGAGUUAUUGUUGUAAUCAUUUAUAAACAUAAACUGUGUAUUGUAUGUAAAUGUUUAACAUUAUUGUUUAUUAUGCCACUUAAGU
Messenger RNA from Teleopsis dalmanni, 2400 nucleotides. RefSeq names its product ankyrin repeat domain-containing protein 13C. The coding region runs from base 51 to 1499 and encodes 482 amino acids. The record is from RefSeq and is a predicted model, not a curated record. NCBI's taxonomy places the organism in Eukaryota, Metazoa, Arthropoda, Insecta, Diptera, Diopsidae. Gene Ontology annotation, molecular function: protein binding. The transcript has a single exon. Gene Ontology annotation, cellular component: cytoplasm.